Molecule: messenger RNA, 1685 nt
Organism: Blepharisma stoltei
Lineage: Eukaryota; Ciliophora; Heterotrichea; Heterotrichida; Blepharismidae
Source: the annotation of a GenBank genome assembly
AUGGAAAAUCAUAUGUGUUUUUAUCCGAAAUGCGCUCAAAAAGCCAAGCUUUUUUGUAAGUGCACUUCUCCACACACCCUUAUUUGCAAGGCUCACAUUAUUAAGCAUUCAAAAUCAUCUGAGCUUUCUCAUGAUAUUCAGCCGCUUCUUGCAGAAGCAAACUCUCAAACCAAACAAGCCAUAAUCAAAAUUUUAGUUGAAAAAAAGUUAAAAAUCAAUGAAAUAAAGCUAGAAUCCCUAACCUCCCUAAUAAUAAGCAAUUUUUGCUUAAUCAUACUUUUCAAAUGGUAAAACUAAUAUAGAUCGAAAAUUACUAUUAAUGAGAUUUUUAGAUAAAAAAAGAAACAUACAUUUACCUCCUAAUGGUAAGCAAUUUUCGAUCUAUAUUAAAUUUACUAUUUAAAAAUUCUUGUAAAACCUCCACAAAUAAGAAAUUGCUUAUUACUAAUGGGAGAGUGAGGAUCUUUUUUCAAUUAAUUUUGAAUUUGAGAAAAACAUUAAAUGAUAAUUUGCAAAUUUUAGAUGACGAAUUUAUUUAUACAGAUAACCAGCUUUGCUCAGUUAUAAGUGCCAACAAGAUUUCCAAGCUUGAAACUGACAAUUUGCUUAAGCAUCUAACAUUAGAUCUAAAUGAAGCAAUCCAAAGUUUGGAAUUUCUGAAUUGCGAUCAUGAUAUAAAAUUAAAUAAAAUCCUUACAGCUAAUACCUUUGCAGGAGAAAUUAUUGAAGAACUCAAUGCUUUUACUGCUUCAAGUGAAAGGUCUUCAAAGACUAGGCUAAAUCGAAAUAAAGAAAGUAAAAGCUGAUCAGAUAAAUCUACUGAAGAGCUAGAAAAAUGAGAAGAAUUUAUUAAAUCGUGGGAUGAAGACUGUAAAUCGAAUCCAAGCAGUGCUUAUUACUAUUUUAAACGAGGUAUUAUAUAUCAUAUUCUCUGCCGAAAUAAAGACGCGCUUGAAAAAUUUAACUUUGCAUUGAAAUUGAAGCCAGACUAUAAAGACGCUCAAUAUUAUAAAGCAAUAGUUCUUAACAAUCUAAACAAAAAAGAAGAAGCCAUUUCUUGCUUUACUGAGCUUUCAAGGCUUGCUCCUCAAUACUCAAUUGUGCACUUAAGCAAUGGCUUGAUACUUGAAGGCCUAAAUAGAGGAGAAGAUAGUAUUUCUAGCUACAAUAAAUUCAUAGAGCUGAAUCCUGAUAAUAUUUUUGGCUAUUACUAUAAAGCUGAAGCCCUAAAACGCUUAAAAAGGUUCGAAGAAGCCAUUGAUUGCUGCAACAGAGUAGUCAGAAUAAAUCCACUUUUUAGCAGUGCAUAUGUAGAAAAAGGUUUUUCUUUGGAAGAAUUAAACCGUAAAGAGGAUGCACUGAAAUGCUAUAAAGAAUGUAUCAAAAUUGACCCAAACCAGUAUCAUGCAUUCAAUAACAUUGGGAUUCUUUAUGAUAGUCAUAAUCAUGGGUGGAAAGCACUUGAAUAUUAUAAUAAUGCUAUUAAAAUCAAUCCUGAAUUUCCAGUAGCCUUUUAUAAUAAAGGAGUAUGUUUAAGGUCUUUAGGGAAAGCACAAGAAGCCCUAGAGUGCUUUAGGGAAGCUAUGAGACUUGAUAAGGAUGAAAAAGAGGCAAGGGAAAUGAGCAAUGAGAUUCUUGGAGAAAUUAAGAGAAAAACUAGCCAAAUCAAUUAUGAAUUGAGUUAG